Hemicordylus capensis (graceful crag lizard) is the source of this 854-nucleotide messenger RNA. RefSeq names its product phospholipase A2 inhibitor NAI-like. Bases 330 to 677 code for a protein of 115 amino acids. Lineage: Eukaryota; Metazoa; Chordata; Lepidosauria; Squamata; Cordylidae. The transcript is spliced from 4 exons. The record is from RefSeq and is a predicted model, not a curated record.
CCAGUUUUAUUCGACCUGAGUGCAUUCUGCUGGGGCAGGGUAGGGAGAAGGGGGGGAAAUUUUUGUCUCCGCCCCUUUCCAGGCACAGCUUGUCUUCUUCAUCGUCUUCUUCUGUAAACACACCCAGCUUCAUCAGGGGAAGGAAGAGGCGUAGUUCCAUCCAGUACUUCAAAAACAACUAGAGUUCUAGCCCCAGAAGACAUCUGGAAUCCACCUUCUUACCGUUUCCCUCUUGGUUAGCUGCCUCGCUCCUGACCCUUCAAGCCAGAGCAGUCACUUUUCCAAAAAAAGAGAAGCUGUUGCACUAGGUCUGUGCAUUUCCGGUCACCAUGCAGGCUAUCCUGGGACUCGCCCUCUUCUCUGUGCUUCUAGCCACAGGUGCCACUUUGGAGUGUGAAGAAUGUUCUGGGCAAGGGGAACGCUGUAGUGGCAGAAGGAUCACUUGUCCACAUAAUUCUGAUACCUGUCAAGCUGUUGUGACUGAAACAGGAGGAGUGAUCGACAUUACAAAGAGUUGCAGUACCAGGGCUGUGUGCGCUGAAUUGAAAGCACAAGAAGGGAAGACGAGACAAACUUUAAGUUUUAUUAAGAGAGUUGAAUGCAGCAAGGCCUCUCCUUCAUCUGGAUCCCUCCUCUUGGUUCUCACUGGAUUCCUGCUGAUGAAAGCCUUCCUUUAGUGCAUCUCUUGCUGCAACUGACCCCAAAGAAUGUUUCCUUGUGGCUUACAUGCAUGCAUGCAUCCCACCUUCUAUGGACCCCACCGCGUAGUCUUUCCAAGGGAGAGACUUUUUAAUUUUUGCUUUGCAAAGUGAAUAUUCAUUAAAAAAUAAAUGGAAAAAGAAAUGAAAACCAGA